Annulohypoxylon maeteangense is the source of this 1436-nucleotide messenger RNA. RefSeq lists its product as uncharacterized. The coding region runs from base 495 to 1205 and encodes 236 amino acids. The record is from RefSeq and is a predicted model, not a curated record. NCBI's taxonomy places the organism in Eukaryota, Fungi, Ascomycota, Sordariomycetes, Xylariales, Hypoxylaceae. The transcript has a single exon.
UGGUAAGUUAAAGAGAAAUAAAAUAAAAUAACUAUACUAGAAGAAUAUAAAAUCAGGACAUACGUAUACUCAAUAGUUGACUUCAGACUAGUCACUACAUAAACCAACCCUCUCCCGCCUAUUUCUUUCCCAAAUCAUCCCCUCCAGUAUACUUUUCUUAUUAGGUAUCAUAACACUUGAGGACUUACACCAACAUUUAUUAUACCCUCCUAGGUACCCACCCAGCUUCACAUAUACUAUUAUAUCAUAUCAAGUUCGACUACACAUACAGACGUGUUGCUCCGUGGAUGUAUCCUUCCCAAGACAUUACUUCCUUUCCGCACCUAUACCGACAAGAAAACCCCCGUGUCAUACCAAAUACGUCUAUCCCGGAUCGAAAGGGCAUCCCGUCUAAUACGGAUCUCUCUUGUCGAGCUGCUAUUCGACUUCGAAUUGCCUGACAGUCAUACUUUAACCUCCUUAACUUUUUAUUACGAUUAUUUUCAUCGUUCAACAUGCCUGCCCAGAAACAUCUGUCCGACAACAUCCCCCCCACCGGCCGAGUCUCCGAGUCAGAGAGGGAGAAUGGAGAGGAGCACUACUACACCCGCAGCCAUACCGAGUAUCGUCCGCCACAUCUCAAUGGAGACAACUUCUCGUCAACUCAACCUAGCGGCUAUAAUACCCAACCAAGGCGAGUCAAGUCUAUCGAGACCGACGAUGCUAUACCCGAAUCGGUGCACGUGACGGACGGCGCCGGCGAUUAUACGUACCAGCCAUAUGCUGAUUCUACGACUUAUACGGAGAGCACCUUAAGAGGUCGCCGCUACUUGCACCAUAUCCUUAACCAUGAUUAUUUUAAUUAUGACGGAAACGGCAGCGCACGUUUGACUACCCAAGCCAUUGACACAUUGAACCACAACAACGAAAAUGGAUAUCAAGGCAACGUCCACGACUGGGAGAUGGGCUAUAACGUCAACUACCCAGCUGGCCUCCCAGUUGACUUCCAUGCCGAUUCUGGCUUUGACUUAAGCACAGGGAACUUGGAAGGUUCUUCGGCCCCUCAAAGUCAGGCAUCGGUUAUGAGCUCCAACUAUGUGAUGGUUCCGCCAGCGCCCGAGGAUCCUUUAGCGGACAUCAUCCGAGACGCAGGGGCCCAUUUGAACGACAUUUCGACGCCCCAGACUAGCUUUGCUAGUGACAUUGCGGACGCGGAUACUAGGUAAUGGUGUUUAAGGAAGAUGACGAUGACGAUAAUAGCGAUUUUUGUAUGGGUUUUAUGAUCAUUGGUCUGGCGUUUUUGAGUAUUUAAUAGGACGGAAAUGUGUUGUUUUUUUCUCUUUUCUCUUCUUUUCCGUUCACUGUUUGAAGGAAUAAUUCUUGUGUCUACCACCGCUAAUGUCAUGUUUCUAUUAUUCCCCAUCCAUCUUUUCAAUGGCCACAAAAAGCACAGCUAU